AUGAAUUUUCUUCCCAUUUUGUUGAUUAGUUGUUUCUCUUGUCUUGGUAAAGCCACAGACUGUGGUGGAAAUAAUGUUAGAGAAACUAUCAUUGUUGGUAAAGAAGGGAACGUAGCAUUUAGUACAGUUCAAGAGGCCAUUGAUUCUGUAAAAAUUAACAAUGAUCAAUGGGUGAAGAUUCACAUAAAAGCAGGCUUGUACAUAGAAAGUGUUGCUAUUCCCGUAAACAAGCCUUGCAUUCUUUUAGAAGGAGAGGGUAGCUCAAUAACAAUUAUUACUCAUUGGGAUCACAUGUCCUUAAACAACAAUGCUACAUUCACUUCUUCACCACCCAAUGUCAUUGCAAGUGGCCUUACUUUCAAGGUAAACAUAUAA
Messenger RNA from Vigna unguiculata (cowpea), 375 nucleotides. Its product is annotated as putative pectinesterase 10. Gene Ontology annotation, molecular function: pectinesterase activity. Lineage: Eukaryota; Viridiplantae; Streptophyta; Magnoliopsida; Fabales; Fabaceae. Gene Ontology annotation, biological process: pectin catabolic process; cell wall modification. The record is from RefSeq and is a predicted model, not a curated record.